UGUUGUUGGCGGCGGGGAGGAGGGCGUGUAAGGGUGGAGGCGAGGCCGCAGGUGCGGGCUGGCUGCGGCAGGAGCGGCCAGGAGCCGCCCUCGAGGCUCCACCACCUCUGAGAGUGGCACAAGUCUGGAGGCUGGGGGGAAACAGGCCGCUCAUCUCCUCACUAUUUCACUUACAAAUCGAAAUGGCGGCUGUGUUUUGGCACUCACCGGUGAUUUUGUUGUGGUUAUUCUGUGGCAGUGUGGCGUUGGUGUGGUAGACGGUGGCGGGAGGCGCAGUGGCUCGCUAGAGGUACAAAUGUGGCGUGAUUACCAAGUUAAUCUGGACAACACGGCUUAUAAAGCCUCGAUGGAUGAUGUCUCUUCUGGAUCUGGCAUGGAAUAUGGCACCUUGUACCUCACAGAGGUUUCAAGAGAGCUAGAAAGCAUGUCUCGAGACACAGAAAUAUGUGAUGUACAUUAUUCCCGGAGACCAGAAGAUGACGACCAAGUAAAUAUCCAUCAGGAAAACAGCAUGGAAAAUUGGAUUGCUGAUGAUGAUGAUAAUAGAGAUGAAAAGAUUUGUGAUGGUAUAAGUAACGAUGAUGGAAUAGGGGAAGGUUGGCUACAAGGUGAAGCGAAUGACGGUGUCAAGUCUAGCGCAGAGGAGGAAGACAGUUUCAGCGCAGAAAAGUUUGUUGCCGAAGAUGAAGAGGAAAAGUACAGUGCAGAUGAUGAAGAUAAAUUUAGCACUGAGGAAGAUACCAAAUACAGUGCAGAAGAGGAUGACACCAACUUGAGCACAGAGGAGGAAGCAAAGUACAGUGCUGAUGAAGGCAAAUCCAGUGGAGAGGAAGAUGCCAAGGAUAGUGCAGAAGAGGAUGAAGCAAAGUAUAGUACAGAUGAAUGUAAACUAAGCACAGAGGAAGAAGGGAAAUAUAGUGCCGAUUAUUUAGAUGAUGAGUGGCUUGGAAGUAGGGGUCAUGUGGAUGGUCAUAUUGAAUUGAGAAACAAAAGAUGGAUGAGAAAUAAUAAAUAUGAAUUAGGCAAAAAUGUAAAAAACUGGCAUAGUAGUAGUGAGGACAUGGAGCACACGUCAACAGAGAGCGAGGCAGAAAUAAGUGAGGAAGAUCAAGAGCAAGUAAAUGAUAAGGUGAAAGUUGAUUUUCCAUCUGCUUCUUCUGGCAACUUAAACGAAACAGCUGUUGCUCGGCCAGUAUUGUGUUUUGAUGAAUAUGGGAAUCUAACUACAGCUUAUCAUAGCCCAGAAGUCAGUACAGUUGACAUUAAAAAAUUAGCAACAGAAAGUGAGAUGCAAGAGGCCAAAAGUAAUUCUGAGUCUGUGGAGAUAAUUGAAGAGAAAACAAAAACUAGAUCGUUUGAAAGUGAAGAAUGUGGUGAUUAUUCUCCUUGUAAUGGAGAAGUCAGAGUAUUAAGGAAUAAACCGAAGAUUAACCAGGAAAGUGGGGAAAGUGCAUUAUCAGACCAGGAAUUGAAACAUGUAUUUAAGGAAGAAUUUAUGACUGCUGCCACUAGCCGUUAUGGGAGACCACGAAAGCGUAAAACAGAAGAUGGCUUUUUCUUUGGUACCAUAAAUUUCAACGAAUUGAGAAAAAUAACUUCAGGUAGUCCAAAGAAAACCAAGGGCUUAAAUGUAAAAAACAGUCCUGAACAAAAAAUUAAGCUUGUUAAUAAAGAUGACAGGAAACAGAAGCAUAAUUUUGCUGAUGAGAUUGAAGAUUUGAUAUGUAAUGGAACAGAGGACUAUAAAGAUAUGGCAGAUGAGGAAGAAGUGAAAGGUAUUAUUCCUACAAGCAAAGUACAAAUGUGUGAAACCAAAGAUGAAGCUGUGUUAGUACAAAACUUGAGUGUUGGGCAGGGUGAUGGUAGUGAUAAAAUCUUAGAUAAGUGUAUUAGUAGUAACCAUGACUCGCAAAGAGAGCUGCAAAAAAAUGAAAAAGCCUCUAAAAGUUCUGGAAAGAAUGAUCUUACAGAGGAGCAACUGAAUGUAAGUCCUAAGCCACCAUGUAUAUUUACACAGGAAGGAAAUUCUUUUGCAAGUGUGGCAACCACUGAAUCUGCUGAAAGUAGUGGGGCCUCGGUAGGUUUAAGUGCUCGUGAGAGAAGAAAAAAAUUAAGCCUCAGAAGACGGUCGGAAUUGCCUAUAAGCUCGGGAACAAAAGCUACAGAAUCACAUUCCACCACCUCCGACAGAUUACUUAGGGGUAGAUCAGAUGUGUGUAGAAUAAAACGUUCUAUCCAAGCACAUGAUGAAGUAGUUCCAUAUAAGCGAUCUAAAAGACUAUAUACAAAUAUAGAACCUGUGUGUGUAGUUAAUUCACCUUCUACAGAUUCUCAAGAUUCACAGGACGAGUGUCUGGAGAAUCAUACAUCAUUAAGAGAAAGUUCUUCCCCAACUAAAACAUCAUGCAGAUCUAAAGAAAGUGCAGAAGAGCUGGCCUCUAUAACAAAGUCGGGGAGAGUGAUAAGAAAACCUCAACUAAUGGAUAUAUCAGAUGAGGACAAGCGGCAAAAGUUGUCAAGGGAACAACAAAAACAAAGUGAAGCACUGCUUAACACAAGCCUAGAUGAGGAGCUAGCCCUCUCUGGUGUGGAUAUGCGUCUCUAUGAACAAAAGAACCCAUGUAAGCAUCUAGUUGGUGAUCUUGUUUGGGUCAACAUUCGGGGAAGUCCUCUCUGGCCUGCAAUGAUAUCUUAUGAUCCUGUCCUUGGCCAGUUUAGUAAACUAUCAUUGAUGCAAGUUUGGCACAAGAUUCGCAGUACACGAAUGUACCAUGUGCAGUUCUUCAGUGACAAUGCUUUGACUUAUUGGAUUGCCCCUGGCAAUGUUCUGCCAUUUGAAGGCUUUGUGAAGCUUAAAGAAUUCCUCACAGAGCAAAAAUCUAAGCUGAAAACCUUGAAGAGUAAUGAGAAAGCACAGACAGAGAGCCUGCUGAAAACAUUAGGGUAUAUGAACAAGAUAUCUGCAGGACACAAGUAUGAACGGUGGAUUAAGGCUAUUGAGGAAGCAAAAGCUGCUUCACUAAUGGAUAGAUAUGAAAGAAUACAGAAGUAUGCCUUGCAAAACUCUGAAAUUAAGGCUCAAAAUGAAAAGAAAAUUGUUGACAAACUUUCCCACAAAAAUCUUUCUAUGGUUAAAUUCAGGAAUCCUGCUGUUGAGGAUAAACCAGAGAAGAGGAAAAGAGGACGUCCAAGAAAAAUCCGUCCAGAGGACCUGCCUGUUACAAAAUCUCUGAAGUCAAAUGGUGACUCGACAGACGGGGAGUUUUCUGGUUUUGAUGAGAAUUCUUCAUUUGAGGAUAAGAAGAAAAAGGCUGACUUAGUGGCUAAGCUGAGUAAGGAAGGUGACUUUGCUGUGUAUGCUGAAAAUCAUUUAGAAAAUUUUAUGCUAGAAAACCCAGACACGUGUGAAGAAACUGCUCGAAACAAAUUAAGAUGGAAAUGGAAGAUGUCAAGUUCAGCGACAGAAAAAUACAAAUCGAAGCUUACGUAUGAAAAUAAAUUGAUAUCAAAAGACUGUGAUAUGAAUAUGCUGAAGCGUAAGCUUGGUAGUCCUAUAGAGAAAUAUGAGGAAUGUGAUGAAAAUGAUGCAUUGUCUAUAAAACGUCAAAGAACAGAGGAUGAAGUAGAUGGUAUACGUGGUGUUUACAAAGUAGUUCGUAAUGAGAAAGUGUGUUACCGGUGUGAAGGUGUGAGUGUAAAGGCUGGAGCUGAUAUGAUUCGCUGUAAAGGACUCUGUUGUGGUGUUUUUCACCUCUCGUGCUUAGGUUUAAGUUCAAUGCCAAAAAGGGAUUUUAAAUGUGAAGAAUGUCAAACUGGACAGCAUGCAUGUUUCCACUGCAAGAUAGUUGGUGGUAUAAUGCAGAGAUGCACUGUACCUUUCUGUGGCAGGUUCUAUCAUGAGGAAUGCUUGCAAAACUGGCCUCAAGUCUCCAAACAGCGGCAACAGGAGAGAUUUGUUUGCCCUCGUCAUGUUUGUCACAUGUGUGCUGCCAAUGCUGAUGACAUGGGUGACCCAGUUGCAAGAAAUCCUCCAUUCACUCGCUGUUUGAGAUGUCCGACUACUUACCACACAGGUGAAGAUUGUAUAGCUGCAGGAACCGAGGAAGUAUCCCAGAGUCACCAUAUAUGUACCAAACAUCUUAAAAUACCCAAGAACGGCACCCACCAUGUGAAUGUUAAUUGGUGCUUCUGCUGCUCGAAGGGUGGGUCAUUGCUUCUCUGUGAUCAGUGUCCUGCAGCUUUUCAUGCGGAUUGUAUGAAAAUAACUGCUCCAGAAGGAGGUUAUGUCUGUGAAGAUUGUGAAAAUGGAAAGUUUCCCAUCUAUGGAGAUGUUGUUUGGGUCAAACUUGGAUUGUACAGAUGGUGGCCUGGUCAAGUCUUGCAUCCCCGAUACAUCCCAGACAACAUAGAGAACUUGCAGCAUCAACAAGGCAUGUUCUGUGUUCACUUCUUUGGUUCCAAUGACUAUUAUUGGGUUACCAGAGGACGAGCUUUUCUUUACCAGGAAGGGGAUAAAGGAUCCAGAGCACAGUCAAGUAAAACUUUAGAGAUGCAGUUUCGACGUGCAUUGGAAGAGGCAGGAGAGGCAUACAGAGCUCAAAUAGCCAAGAAAGCUCAACUGGAGCUGCGGUGGUCUGAAAAGGGAAAUUUGAAGCCACCACCAUAUGUAAGGAUUGAUUCUAAUCGUCCUGUUGGGAAUGUACGCCUGAGCAAGAUAGACCUAGCAGCUGUUAAUAGAUGUGAUUGUGAUCCAAACUCUGAAAAUCCUUGUGGUUCUGACGAGAAGUGUUUAAACAGAAUGCUCAUGUUUGAGUGCAUGCGUGAGGUUUGUGGUGCUGGUGACAGGUGUGGGAACCAGAGGUUUCAAAAAAGGCAGUAUCCUAUGGUGUGCUCUUUUAGAACUGAAACAAGGGGAUGGGGUCUCAAAACAACUCAGGAUAUCAAAAAAGGAGAGUUUGUGAUAGAAUAUGUUGGAGAGCUGAUAGAUGACGAAGAGUUCCGACGUCGUAUUGAGGAGAUGCAUGAAAUAAAAGAGGAAAAUUAUUACUUUCUCACAAUUGACAAGGAUAUUAUGAUAGAUGCUGGACCAAAGGGUAACCUAGCCAGGUUCAUGAACCAUUCCUGCCAACCCAACUGUGAAACUCAGAAGUGGACAGUAGGUGGGGAUACCCGAGUAGGCCUCUUUGCCAUUGAGGAUAUUCCUGCCGGUUUUGAGCUCACCUUCAAUUAUAAUUUGCAAUGUGUUGGAACAGAAAAGAAACGAUGCUGCUGUGGUGCUCCAAACUGUAGUAGCUUCAUUGGUGUUAAAGUACAAAAGACUGAAGUGUCCGGUCCUAAAAGAGAAAAAAUAAGCAAGCAGAAACGAAAACGGCGGCGACGGGAGAUCAAAGUAUCUGAAGAUGAAUGUUUUAGAUGUGGUGGCCCAGGUGAUCUUAUUCUUUGUGACAUUUUUUCCUGUCCCAAAGGUUAUCACCUUGAAUGUUUAGGGCUUGAUAAAUUACCUAGAGGUAAAUGGAUAUGCCCAUGGCAUCACUGUGAUGAAUGUGGACAACGGAGCACACGCCUUAAUCGCUGCGACUUCUGCCCGAACUCAUUUUGUCGUGUACAUCUUGAGAGCAACCUCCAACACAUACCUGGCAUCGGCAGCGUGUGCCACGAUCAUAAUUCACAAGAUCUAGAAACGCUCAGAGGUCGGAUGGAAAUAACAGCAGUGACUGAAAAAGUUACAUGCAUGCCAAAGAAGUUGGAAAUUGAAGAUCCGGCAGUUGUCAUGACUGAAGGAAGUUCUCAAUGUACAAUGAAUACUGAUUCAUGUAAUGUAGUGAAGUGCUCUCAUAAUGGCAGUGUUCAUGUCCCCUCCAAUGAUAUUUAUGUAGAUGCAUUGGAAUACAAUGCCAGCACUAAGCCACAGGAUGAAACUGACCUACAUUCCCCUCAGGGAAAAAUAACUGUUCUUCCUUUAAGAAUGAAGACGGGUUCUGGAAGACCUUCGAGGCUCUCCAGUGUCGGAGAUGGACAUGAGAAUAGCUCUGCUGUUAUUAAUGUUGCUGGGGAUGGAGAGGCAGGUAAAACACCAAUGAAACAAAAGCUGAGAGAGAGAAGAGUACCGAUAAGAGGAUUAUUAGUCCAAAGAAACGGUAUGUUGCGUAGAGUACACAAGUCGGAGGAUAAUUCUAAACAGGUGAACGAAUCAUGAUUGUUGGUACUGUUAAAAUUUACACAAGUUAAUUUUCAAGUUAAUUAUUGAUUAUAGGUGAUCAAAAGUGUAAACAAGAUUGGUGUUAUGUAUUAGAAUAAAUUUUUCCAACUUACCAAACCAAAUAUAUUUAUUUUUAUUUUUUUGUCUCUACAGUGAAGAAACUGCAGCACAAGUUGUUAGGUUCAGUGGUAGGGUUUUAGUUGCUUAGAAGCUAGUCGAACAUCUGUUGUUUACAGGUGAACACAAAACUUAAUGAUGGUAUUUAUUUUGUUAACAUAUUGCCAGUUAUCAUUUUAAUCAUCAUUUUAUUUUAGCUAUAAAUAUCAGUUAUUAUUCCUCUGUCAUCUAUCUUUUAUUUUCCUUCAGUGAUUUUUGAUACUUUUCUCUCGACAUGACAGCUUAUGUAAUUUAUGAAACAUUAGUUUAAUAUAAAGCCUCAUUAUUCUUAUAUUUGACUGUUUAUGCCUCUUGAUUAUAUAUAAUUUAAACAAAACUAGUAUCUUUGAUUUAACUAAAAAUAAAUUAGUUAUUCAGAGAUUAUUGUAAGAUAAACUAUUUUGUCCCUUUUAAUAUAAUGUAAAAGAUUUUAUAAAUAGAAUUAGGUGUUUGUGGGGGUUGACAUGUAUUACAUACAAAUCUUAAUGUAUUAGAGACUGUUAUUACUUUUUUCUAUUUUACAAUGCACAUUUUCUCAAGUACUUUCAUAUUGACUGUCAAGAGUUCAUAAAAUGUCUUCAAUGGACAAUAAACUCCCUUUAUUA
Procambarus clarkii (red swamp crayfish) is the source of this 6960-nucleotide messenger RNA. RefSeq names its product Nuclear receptor binding SET domain protein (gene NSD). Gene Ontology annotation, cellular component: nucleus. NCBI's taxonomy places the organism in Eukaryota, Metazoa, Arthropoda, Malacostraca, Decapoda, Cambaridae. The record is from RefSeq and is a predicted model, not a curated record. Gene Ontology annotation, molecular function: histone methyltransferase activity; protein binding.